Messenger RNA from Vigna unguiculata (cowpea), 3024 nucleotides. RefSeq lists its product as uncharacterized. The record is from RefSeq and is a predicted model, not a curated record. Gene Ontology annotation, cellular component: snRNA-activating protein complex. Gene Ontology annotation, molecular function: RNA polymerase II cis-regulatory region sequence-specific DNA binding; RNA polymerase III type 3 promoter sequence-specific DNA binding. NCBI's taxonomy places the organism in Eukaryota, Viridiplantae, Streptophyta, Magnoliopsida, Fabales, Fabaceae. Gene Ontology annotation, biological process: snRNA transcription by RNA polymerase II; snRNA transcription by RNA polymerase III.
GCCUCUUGUUCUAACAGAAAGAAGCCGCAGCGUAAACCAUUUCAGCACACCAAACCUUUAAACUCACACUCUUUCACUCUUUCUUUUCACACUUUUUCCCUGAAACUCAGAAGAAACCCUAACAAUCCCAAUGCGAUGACUCCUCGCGUCGACGAUUUCGAAAACGACAAUCUCUCAUCAACCGACGACGAUGGUGACGACGGCUUCAAGGAUGAUAUGGCCGCGCUCUCCCGAGCCUGCAUGAUCGUCGUCCCUGGCUCCGAUGAUAAUUUCGCAGCUGAAGACGAUGUUCCGUCGUUGGACCCUCUCACUGACGCCGGCACUGCCAUUGUUCCCGUCGCCACCGACUCGGACUCCGACGACCAGGACGACCUCGAAUGUCUUAAGAGAGUGCAGAGUGUAUACCAGCCUCUGUCCGUUCUUCCGCCGCUUGAGUCGGCGUUGGCCGUGUCUGACGACGACGAUGACGUGGAUGACCUCGAGACAGUGCGCGCCAUCAUGAAAAGGUUUGGCGACUACAACGAAGGUGGGAUAAAAAAGUUGGUUGCGGAGGAUCAGAUCUCCAGCAUGGGCUGUGAGGGUGACAUCGCUAAUGGCUCGACCCAUUUCGAUUCUGAUGGUGGUGCCACAGAGGAGUUGAUUGAAAACAUUGAAAUGCAGCUUAGUGAUUUUGUUGAGAGUUCUGAACCUGAUGCCUGGGAGUCAUCUAGAUUACAACAGAAAAGAUUGAGCUGUCCUCCUGUUGUACAGUGUUUUAUUGACGCCAUUAAGACAAAUAGGGAUUUGCAGAGAUUUAUUAGAGGUAAGUUGAUUGAGCUUGAGGCUAAAAUUGAGGAAAACAAAAAGAUAAGGAAUAAAAUUAAAGUUCUUAAGGACUUCCAGGCUUCAUGCACUAGAAGAACAGGGAACGUGUUAUCACUGAAAAAAGAUCCACGUGUUCAAUUAAUAUCUGCAAAAAGGUCUCCAAAGAAGUUUAAGAAACGUAGAAAGGUACCUGCAAUGUGUUAUGGCCCAGAAGAAAAUUCUCGUGUUGCUAAUUAUAGGAUGGUAUUGGAAAGAUUUCCACUUUCACUGGAUAGGAAAAAAUGGUCUAAGGCAGACAGGGGAAAUCUUUUUAAGGGAAUUAAGCAACAAUUCCAAGAAAUGGUGCUUCAACUCUCACUUUCACUUGAUAGAACAAGUUCAGAGGGCUUGCUUGGAGAUGCUGAUGACAUGGAUAAUAUAAUGGCAUCCGUUAAGGAUCUUGAAGUCACACCAGAGAGGAUUAGAAAUUUUUUGCCUAAAGUUAAUUGGGAUCUGAUAGCUUCUAUGUAUGUUGGUGGCCAUACUGGUGCAGAAUGUGAAUCAAGGUGGUUGAAUUAUGAAGAUCCUUUGGUCAACCAAGGUGCAUGGACUAAGGAAGAGGACAGGUCCCUUUUAUUUAUUGUCCAAGAUACGGGCAUCAAGAACUGGUUCAAUAUUGCUUCAUCAUUGGGCACAAGCAGGACUCCAUUUCAAUGUUUGUCACGAUUCCAAAGGAGCUUAAAUCCUGCCAUGCUAAAUAGUGAAUGGACUGAGGAAGAGGAUGCUCAACUAUGUUCUGCAGUGACAUAUUUUGGUAAUAGCAAUUGGCAAUGCGUGGCUUCUGUUUUAGAACGUCGGACAGGAACCCAGUGCUCAAAUAGAUGGAAAAAAUCCCUCUGUCCUGAGAAGAAAGGGAGCUUUACACAAGAGGAAGAUAUACGGUUAAGAGUAGCAGUCAUGCUUUUUGGGCGCAAAUGGAAUCAAAUAGCUAAAUAUGUUCCUGGCCGGAUCCAAUCUCAAUGUAGGGACAGAUACCUCAAUAGUCUGGAUCCUUCUUUGAAAUGGGGUGGAUGGACUGAGGAAGAGGAUUUAAAAUUAGAAGAUGCAAUUGCAAAGCAUGGGUAUUGCUGGUCUAAGAUUGCUGAAGAAGUGCCUCCCCGUACUGAUUCUCAAUGCCGAAAGAGAUGGAAGGUGUUAUGUCCUGAACAAGUUCCUUUGCUUCAAGAAGCAAGAAAGAAGCAAAGGUCUAUUAUUGGUAGUAACUUCGUUGAUCGAGAAUCUGAACGCCCAACCAUUACACUUAAUGACUUUCUACCUUUACUUGCGUUAGCUCCAAAAUCUGAUGUUGGUUCUUCAAACAUCCGGAAGAAGCGCAAGUCAAGCAAUGUUCCCAAGAAAAAGAGUUCUAAGAAAGGUGCAAAAAGAACUAAACGUACCAAAGAAGUACGAGAUACAGAGGUGUAUCACGACGAUGAGUUCUACUCCGUCUCUGCACACAGCAAUCUUCCGCAGAAGACGAUGUCCAAGAGACGCACAAAAAGUAGUCGAAAUUCUCCCCAGAAAUUAGUGGAUAUCUCUUGUAGUGACAAGGUCACUUCCAUUGAGGUUUCAGAAAACCAGUCUUCCUGUAUCUCCAAUUCUGAAAAUCAAGAUUCAGACAGCAUAACCCUUGCAUGUUUUUUACGCAACAAAUCAAAUGAGAUAUUAUCUAGAUUUACCAAACGUUUAAGUCAGACUUCCUUCGCUAGGAUUACUGAUGUUCCUGAGCAGGUUGAAAGUCAAAACCCAUCUGAUGAUCAAGGCGGUUUUUCUCAUUCACGCGAGACUGUUGGAACUAAAAAUUUGUUAGUGCAGCCGAAUAUUGCUUCUGAUAGACGAGUGAAAAACCAGGACGAAACAAAUACUUGGACAAGUGAUGAUGAUGACGACGACGACGACCAGAUGACCCUUGCAUGCUUUUUGAAAAACAAUCCAAAGAAAGAGGGUGACCCUGCCAAAUUAAAAACAGGAUCUGUAUUAUUAAAUGAAGAACAUUGUGCAAGCAAGCCAAGCAUCAUAUCUGAUGACAGUGGACCGUCAAUGUCAAAGCAUGUUGAAGAGAUGGAGACUGUUGUACAUGGUUGUGUUGCUAAACCAAUCCAUAUCAUUGUGGAAGAAAAGGUUGAUGAGCAUUUUCCUCUUCCUCCCCUCACGCAAUACAGGCCAAGGAGGGAGCAAAAACGUCCCUGUAGGUAUUUGUAG